Molecule: messenger RNA, 1915 nt
Organism: Wyeomyia smithii (pitcher-plant mosquito)
Lineage: Eukaryota; Metazoa; Arthropoda; Insecta; Diptera; Culicidae
Exons: 4
Coding region: 671-1096 (141 amino acids)
Source: RefSeq, a predicted model, not a curated record
CGUCUCUCAGCCAAGAUCAAGCAUCAAUAACUUCCAAGUACGCCCGGAUUCGUAGCCCUGGCUAAGCGACAUUGCACACACGUUCAUAUGGCAAAGAAGCCAAGCGAUUUAGCGUGUGCGGAAACAGUCAAAUGGUCUUUUCCGCUCUAUCAGUCGGGAUUGGAAUACGCAGUGAGAAGGUUUUGCAGAAGACGCAGAAGAAACUUGUGUAUUAAACGUUAAUUAUCCGCGGUACCUGAAAUGGGGAAACGCCUCGAGUGAACCUUUCUGCAGUGGUGAUUUCAACGAUCGAUCGUAAACAAACCUGUUGUAGACUGAUGCGCAAACAGUGCAAGUGCGCGGGUAUAAUUUUUGGCGAAAAAACUUGGCAAACAGUGUGUUGAAUUUAUGUACAAGGUGUGCGAAAUUCCGAGCGCCCAAAUAAAGAAACGUCGAUUUUUAAGUUACCUUAGGCCGAACCAAUCACCGCUGAUCGUCGUCGUGAAUCGUUCCUCACAGCAGCACAUGUGGUCAGUUUUCGCGCAGUUUCAACCCGUCUCUAGACCGGUUCGGGAGAGUGGCCGCUUUUGACCAGUUGACUGUCUGUUUUUGUUGUUGACUCUUAUGUAACAUUCGAAGUUUACUAAGAAAAUCAUAAUCGUCGAAGAAGCUUGAUCAGUGGAUAGUGAAAAUGCGAGAAAAUAUCGCCCUAUUAGUGGGCACAGCGUGUGCCCUUAUCUGUCUGCAAUUUGUACGGACGGAUAUAAGCGAGAAUGAUACUGACUACGACGAAGAAGGAUUUUGGAUCGGACAUGGUCUGGGAAGCAGAAAGGAAGGUGAUGAAGUCCUCAAGGUGCUGCACAAAUCCGUUGGACCUUUCACUGAACCGCAGAAUGUGACAAUCGUUGAGAAGUUCACCGCCGGCGAAGGCGAAAGCAUAACAUUCACACAAUUCAAUACUUCGCGGGUCCUCCUGUACUUCCGUGAGAUGGUGCUCGAUUUCAACCCGAAAAACUUCUACAUCAAGCUGAAUCUGUACAACAUCACAAACCUCCGGCUGCAGAGAACAGUUUUCGGCUAUCGAUCGAAUACGGCGAAAAGGCGAAAUGCUCUGUAGAUAGCUUACAACGACACAUAGGACAACGCAUAAUGCAACCUAGCGCUUAAGUAACAUGACGUUUUCCGUUUUCCAACGAAUAGUCUGCAGCUAGCAGAUCCACAAAGCCAAAAAUAUUGUAUCUUCUAUCGUUCAUAUCAUAGUUUAUCAGACGAACUCAACCGUAGAGAGAUAAGUGUUUUCAGAGAAACUUUGUACAAAAUAUUCUUUAAUACUGAAGCAAUCCGAUUCAGGGCGACGCGAGAAAAUCAUACCGUCAUACCUCAACCUCAUUCGAAGGAGUCGCGGACAAUUAACACAAUCCGCCACAAAUGGAAACUGAUUCGAGCAGACAAUACACAAACCGAUAUUUUAACAAAUACUCACAUAGGUGUACUUAAGGUCGUAAUACGAGCCGUGACAAAUCCCACUGAAAGAAACAGUUAUGAAAAUAAGCAUGUUGGCUAUACCAAUUAUGUCAAUCAGUCGCUAAUGACAAUCAUGGCAAGGCAGGCUUUCCUCCCGUAAAUAGCCCCAGAGCUGGUACGUAUUAUCAGACGUAUAAUGUAUAGGGGAAAUGCUAAAGGCGAAACGAAAGUGAAUAUUAUGCAUUAUUGGUAAGUGCUGGGGGUGUGCAAAACCAAAUAACUUACCAUUGAAAAGCGACGUCAGCUAUUGCGACACCCUUCGGGCAGGCAUUCCGGAUGUCAGGUUUUGCGUUAUGAUGUCAGAUCGUGUUGGUUAUGCAAUUCACUGGUAGAUUGUAUAUUUUUGUUUAUCUGUUAAGUUAUUAAGCAAAUAAAUGGAACGACCAGAUAUCGGUCGGAGUUAUCGACGUAA